This is a messenger RNA of Amphimedon queenslandica, 1244 nucleotides long. RefSeq names its product rab9 effector protein with kelch motifs-like. Gene Ontology annotation, molecular function: protein binding. The record is from RefSeq and is a predicted model, not a curated record. The coding region runs from base 30 to 1010 and encodes 326 amino acids. The transcript has 4 exons. Lineage: Eukaryota; Metazoa; Porifera; Demospongiae; Haplosclerida; Niphatidae.
UGCCCAAAUCAAUUUUACACCUUAAUAAGAUGGACAGAAAUUUAGAUGGGAAAGUUCAAUAUCAACUGAGACAUAAAUAUUAUCAUACAACUGCAGUAGUAGGAGACGUCCUGUACUGCUGGGGAGGGAACCAGGAAGGAUUAGAUAAGUCACACGAUUCUCCUACCAAGAGAGAGUGUACUUCUGUUAUUGAUGCGUUUAACUUAUUAUCUGGUGCUUGGUCCUCUCAACCUACUAGUGGUACUCCUCCAUUGGGAAUCAUAGGAGUCUCCUGUACCCCCAUUAGUAAUAAUAUUUAUUAUUUUGGUGGUUGGUGUGGCCAUGAUGGUUGCUUCCAUAACAGUUUGAACUGUUUAGACACUUGCACUCUUCAAUGGAAAGAAUUACAACCAACUGGUGACAAUUCUGUGACUAAGAGAGCCUAUGGUGGUAUGAUAGCAAUUGGAACUGGAUCUGGAAGUGAAGGUGAACCUCAACAAUUACUGGUUAUUGGUGGACAAGGUACUGCUACACAGCAUCAUCCUCAAUUUAAAUAUGAUUAUGGAGCUGCUAUAACUAAUGAACAGAGUAUCUACAACCUAUUCAGUGGUCAAUGGAUUGUGCCAUUUGUCAGUGGUCAGUGUUUUCCACCAGCUGAGGAAUUUAUAAUUCAAAAGAUCAGCUAUAAUAAAGGAAUUAUGCAUGGGGGACUAGUGAAUGAUGGCAGUUAUUGUAGUACUGACAGUAUCUACUUGUUUCAAUUAUCACAUAAUACAAUAAACUGGGAGUGUCUUAAACCAGGAUCAGUACCUAAUGAUGGACUGUGGCCUGAUGCAAGAAAUCGUCAUGCCAGUACUAUUAUCAAUGGUGUAUCUACCUCGCCUACACUAGUAAUGAUUGGUGGAGUGGAUAGUGACGAGCAACUAGUGAAUGAAUGUUGGUUAUUAGAAACAAAGCAGUACAGUUGGAUAAAGGUAUUAAUGUUUAUAGUGUGUUAUUGUGAAUGUGAAUUGUCAAUGACUGGAGAUUAAUUUUUAGAAGAAGCAGAUAUAUAUGUAAAAUCAGUGGCAGAUCUAAGGGGGGGGGGGGAGGCAAUUCCCCCAAAAAUUUUUCUGGAGUAAUGUAAACUUAGUUUCACCUAUAUUAACUGAGAAGCAUGACUAUAUAAACAAUUUUUAAACCACAAAGGAGCUCAUUUUAGUGGGCCAUGGGCACCAAGUAGGCUUAAGCCCUCCAUACACCAGGCAACAUGUUGCUAGCAACAU